AUGUUCCCUGGACUAGCCUCACAUCCACUCCUGUCCAUCGGUCAACUGUGCAAUGACGGCUGCACCGCCACCUUCUCAGCCACCCGCCUCAACAUUCACCAUGGCGACACUCUGCUGCUCUCUGGCACCCGCGCUCCCACCACCGGCCUCUGGUACCUUGACUUGGAGACCCUCGCUCCUCCCGCAAUGGCACAUGCCCUCAUUCCCUACACUGCUCUUGCAGACCGCAUCGCUUUUGUUCACGCCUCCCUCUUCUCCCCAGCUCUGUUCACAUGGUGCACCGCAAUCAACUCCGGUCACUUAACCACCUUCCCGGACAUUACCGCCCGUCAAGUGCGCAAGUACCCGCCGGACUCCCCAGCCAUGAUCAAAGGCCAUCUCGACCAACAACGAGCCAACCUCCGGUCCACCAAGCCCUCUCCCGUCCGUUCCCCCGCUGCCACCGUAGCACCUCAUGCCAACUCCGCUCAUGACAGCCCAACCGUUGCCCGCACCCACCAUGUCUUUGUCGCCCAUCAACGUGUCACUGGCCAGAUCUACACUGACCAACCAUGCCGUUUUCUCACUCCUUCCAGUGCAGGCCACACUGACAUGCUUGUACUCUACAAUUACGACAGUAACGCCAUUCACGUCAAACUAAUGAAGAGCAAGUCCGGUCCCGAAAUUCUUGCCGCCUACAAACCCCUCCAGACUUUCAUGACCUCUGGACACAUUGACUUUCAGCUUGCACCCCCUCAUCUCCACCGUCGCAACGCUGCCAAACGAGCCAUCCGCACCUUCAAAAACCACUUUAUUGCUGGACUCUGCAGCACUAACCCGGAUUCUCCGCUCCACCUGUGGGACCGUCUCAUUCCCCAUGCCCUCCUUACCCUCAACUUGCUCCGUACCUCGCGCAUCAAUCCCAAGUUGUCGGCGCAAGCUCAGUUCCGCGGUGCCUUUGAUUACAAUUGCACCCCUCUCGCUCCCCCUGGCACUCGCUUCCUAGUCCAUGUCAAACCCGCCAUUCGCGAAACAUGGGCACCCCACGCUGUCGAAGGCUGGUAUCUAGGACCCGCGCUACAUCAUUAUCGCUACCAUUGUGUCUGGAUCACCGAAACACGUGCUGAACGUGUUGCCGACACCCUCUCUUGGUUCCCUCACCGGAUCUCCAUGCCUACUGCCUCGUCCACCGACCGCGCCCUGGCCGCCGCCCGUGAUCUGGUCCAUGCCCUUCGGAAUCCUUCUCCUGCGUCUCCGUUUAACCCCCUCGACGCCACCCAGCACCAGGCCCUCACCGACCUCGCCAAUCUCUUUGCCUCGGUUGCUGCCCCGGUCUCUCCCGUCGACGCCCCCACUCCCGCGCCUAUGGUCCAACCGCCUGCCCCAGCACCAACCCCAGCUCAGGUCCGCUUUGCCGUUCCUCUUGUCACCGCUGAGCACGCCCCUGCCCUUCCGAGGGUGCCCACCCAAGCGCCGCCACUUCCGAGGGCAAUCCAGGCCGCCGACGUCGCAAAGCCCGCAAGCCCCGAGCAACCCCACCCCUAG
Messenger RNA from Phaeodactylum tricornutum CCAP 1055/1, 1524 nucleotides. RefSeq lists its product with no specific name. The transcript has 3 exons. The coding region runs from base 1 to 1524 and encodes 507 amino acids. NCBI's taxonomy places the organism in Eukaryota, Bacillariophyta, Bacillariophyceae, Surirellales, Neidiaceae. The record is from RefSeq and is a predicted model, not a curated record.